UGGUAUGAUGCAGACAACGCCACUCAAAGGCAAAACAGGCACAACACCACCUUCAUCUUUUCAGAGGAGAAUGAAAUGGAUAUGACAGCCAGCCACACUGCUGUCAUCACACGUAACCUCAAGAACACCCAGGCUGACGACACUGAGAAAAUAGAUAUCACGUCCUUUCUGGCGGGGUUAAACUCUAACAGUGGGAAGGCAGAAGGGAGCAAAGAAUUCCAGUUUUUCUCUGGUCCUACAAGCUAUUCAUGUCCAACUUCAGAACAGAAAGAAGAUGCUGCUACUGUGAAAAAAAUAGACUUCAAUGAAUUUUUGAUGUGCUUGAAGUCAAACAAGAAGACUCUCAACCCUAUGGAGGGCCCUGAGAAAGAGAACGUUUUCUUUAUCCCUCCUCAAGUCACAGAAGCUGUGGCACCAUCAUCAGUGGAAUUUGCAUAUUCCCAUGAGCCACUGGACACCUGCAACGUGACCAAAGUCUUUAGAGGGGAAGAUGAUGGGAUGGACAUGACCAAAUGCCAGGCAUCUGAUGUCAAAGCCAUGUUUUCUUGUCAAGCUCCACCACAGCAAUUACAGUGUGAGGAUGUCACCAAGGCCUUUGCAGAUGAUGGAAUGGAUAUGACAACCAGUCACACUGCAAAGCUUUGUACAGAUAGAAAACCACUUGAAGACAGGCGAGAUCCCACCGUGCUGCGAGCUGCUAAACAGGAGGCCAGAGCAAUGGGUGUCAUCCCAGGAGCUGUUUCUUCUGAGACCGUCUUCCGAGGUGAUAAAACUGAUGAUGUGCCUAAAUGUGAGGACAUGGAAAUAACUGGGAAUUACACAGAUGUCAUCUGUAAUGACAGCACCAAAGAAAUGAACAGUUCACAUCAUAAAGCUUUUGAAAAGCCCGUUAAUGCAAACACUGUGCUGGCAGAACACAGCCAUGUGGCACGUGGUGGUAGGGACGUUGCAAAGAGCCUGGCAACUUCGGAUCAUGGAGCAUCUGUGUUGUAUAAAACCAGUGCACUUGGACUGUCCUCAGGCUCCAAUGAAAGGAUCAAGAAAAUGUGCCAAGAUCAUGGGAAUGCACCAGUGAACAUUGGCUUUGAUUCCUGUACAAACCCAGCAUCCUGUGGGGUUCCCAAGAGCAGACUCCAGCCCAGGCUGGGGAGCUCGCAGCUUAUUUCUCUACCAGGUGAGAAGACAGUGAUAUUCUCAGGAGAAGACAUGGACCUGACCAAGACCUGUGUUGUCAAGGAGAAUGCUGACAGUGAAUCUCCCGUUGGAGUGUUCUCCUCUGUCCCCUGCAAACCUCAUUUUCUUGAUAACAGAUCUACAUCUCCCAGUUUAAAUGAGCAGGAAGAAAUGGAAAUAACCAAGUGCCAUGCUGUUGUCAUUGAUGAUCAAGGCAAGAGGAUAACUGCAGAAGCAACACAAAUGCAUUGUAAAAUAAUUCCAAGAAAGAACCAGAACACAAAUGUGAGUGAAGGUACAAAUUAUUCAGAUAUGGACAAGGAAAACUGUGAGGUGAUCAGUACCAAUGGGAAUGUUAAAAGAAGCCAGGCUGUAAAAUUGAAUACUAUGGAUCUUGAGAUGGUGGAGAAGCAGCUUGGAAAACCAAACUUCCAGGCAAGUGGUGCAGCUUCCUGUGCAGAAAGGGUGUGUUUAUUGCAAGAGCAAAAGAGAGAAGUCCCUGAGAUCAGUGUCACCAACUCCAGUGCAUUCGUGUCUUUGCAAAGUCAAAAAGUUAUGGCACAACCUUUGGGAAAGCACCACGUAAUCCCUUCAGUUUCCUGCACAAAUGACAGAACAGGCACAUUUUCAGGUGAGCAAAACAGUGACAUGACCAAAACUCAUCCUCCUGCCUUUGCUGCUCCUCUGAAUGCAGUACAAGAACAUCGGAAUAAUCAUAGCCAGAGUAAAGUGUUAUCCCUGCAGCUGCAGAACCAGACCUCCCAGUGCUCCGGCAGUUCCGGUGUAGGGGUCAGGAGUCAGACUGCAGCAGUACAACAUGUGGCUUUGCAAAUGAACACCAGUAAUCAAACUGUUACUCCUUUGGCUCCAAAUGGUUCAUUUAUUCCCAGUAAUGAGCUUGCUCCCUCUGGAAUGAAAGGGAAUGAGCAGCGUGGAACAGCAUUAGGACUAAAUGCCAGUGGCCAAAGCUCAGGCAGGCAGGAGAAAGCACAUCCUAUGAAGGUAGGAAAUGAAGCUUUGCCAACUCGAGAAGAUUCUAGGAGAGGUUUUGCAGUUGGUACAAGAGUUUCUUCUGAGGAGGCUUUUAAAAGUCCCCACGGAGCUGGUAGCCUGUGCUUGAGGGGUGCUGAGGAGCCAGUUCAGGCCACUGCCUCUGAACCACACACAGGAUGUGCUCAAGUGCCUUCGUUCUUUGAGAAGUCAGUUAUGUUUCCCUCUGGUGAAAACAUGGACUUGACAGGAAACAUCAAUGCUACUUUAUCGACAAGAAAAGCACUACCUGGAUUCCAUGUUCAGGAUGAAAACAAAAUAAUGUCCUUAAGAAAAGGGGCCACAAUGACAGUGAAUCCUCAGGAGCAGCCUGUGUGUGAUGUGCACUCCUUGGUAUAUGGCAAGAAAACAUUAACCAUGAGUGGUUUAAAACAUCUGCCUCUUGCAGAUGAGGCAACGACCAUAUUCUCAGAAGAUGCUGACAUGGACAUCACCAGGAGCCACACAGUGUCAGCAGACAACAAAAUAACUGUGCAGCUGAGAAGUGCCAAUGAUGACCCCUCCUUAAUUGCUGGAGAUAGAACUUGUGUUUUUACCUACAAUAAUGAUAUGGAAAUAAGCAGACUGGAUACUGCUGCAAUUGAUAAACCUAUGGCAAAGGCUGCACCUCGAGGGAUGCUUAACACAGGUAAAAGGACUGGAAGGAAAAGCUUGAAAGGAACAGCAGGGGAAAAGACUCUUUUAUUUUCACUGAGUGAUGACAAUAAUGACAUGGAGAUCACGGAGAGCCACACGGCUGCUAUAGGCCAUGAAAUGGUCUUGCAGAAUGAGAGAGGGCUUCAAUCUCUCCCUUCAGCUCCCCCCAUUAAAACUGCUGUGUUCACAAGCAGCCAGGCUGACAUGGACACUACCAGGUCUUGCUCUGCUGAUAAAACUGCUGUAAAAGUUGCAUGUGAUGAUAAACUAAGGUGGGAUAAGGCGGUUGGAGAGCAAGUGCUUUCAAAUGGUGAAGCUACUGUGUUUGCUCUGGAUGACAUGGACAUCACUAGAACCCACCAUGUAGCUUUGGAAGAAGAUUCCCUGAGAGGCAGGCAGCCCCAUGGGACUGUUCCUGUGACUCCCAAAAUGAUGUUCACAAGUUACCAAGCUGAGAUGGAAAUAACUGAGUCUCACCCUGUUGAUCAAAGUGUUGCAAGAGGCUUUUGUGAGGACAGGCUGAAGCUGGCCCAGCAGCUCGGGCAGGAGGCUGUGGCAGGUUCCAAAACUGUCAUUUUCACUUUGGCUGAGGACAUGGAGAUCACUAAAGCUCAGGCAGCUGUGGUGCAUGCUGAAAUGGUGCUGGGCAGAGAGUCCAUCCCAGCCAGAUCUGCAGCUCCUGCUGAUAAAACCAUUGUGUUCACCCACAACCAAGAUGAUAUGGAAAUAACUGCAUCCCACACUGUUGCUGUUAAUAACAAUAUCAGUGGAUUGGAGGACCAGGAGGCCUCACAGAAGAGCACUCAGCAAGCAGACUUGCGUCGUGGGCUGUCCUCUUGUAGAGAUGAAACAGAUUCCUCACAUCCAGGAGACCUGGAUGGUGAAUGUCAUCCAAAAUCUAAGAAUGAGCCCAGCAUUCCCUCAUCAGCCUCGGUGUUCGCUAGUGAGAAAGGAGCUAUCCCAGACCCCAGUGGCACAUCACCAAAUCCUGUGUGUUCUGUCUCACCUUCAGAAGAGACCAUGGAUGUGGGGGCACCGCAGGAUCUGGACCUUCCCAUGGAUAAUUCUGUCCCUGUGAGCAGGGAGCAGGAUGUCAUUCCACCAGAAACCCUGAACUCAAAGAGAAAAUCAUCCAAACUUCCAAGUAAGAGUCCCACGGAUUGUGGGGAAGAAAGUGGUGAUUUAGCAUCCCAUGUUUCACUUCCCAAUCCAGCAGCGAAGGGUUCUGCAGAUGCAUGUAGUACACAGGGAAACCAAGCACUAGAAGAGGAUUCAUGUAGAGGUGAAGAUUUAGCUACAGACUUGGGCCUGGAGUCAAAGGAAAACCAGGGGCUGUCAGCUGAAGGGGAGACACCACCAGAACACUUUCAAAUCAACUCUGACCAAACGAAGCAACCUGUGGUCAGUGACAGCACGAGAGAUGUUGUAGAUCCCACUCGUGCCUCUGACUUCUCAGGUAUUUUAAAUAUCUAUUCAAAACUGAGGAAUAUUAGAAGGAAAUCUGCAGUUUUUCCUAUUUCUGAGACCGUUUUUUCUGACCAGUUGCCCAGUUCCUCAGCUCAGGCAGAGGAUACUUUGAAGGUAGGAAAAAAUACUCUAAAUGAACCAAGUAAUACCAGAGAGCAGGAGGACACAUGCCUUGAUUCUGGAGCUGCUCCCAUAGAUGCACAUUUAGGCGUGGCCUUAAAGGAUCCAUACCAAAGAAUAAAUGUCCCUCUGGGUAUCUUCCAGCCUAAGUUACCCAACAGAAGGAAUCCUGUUUCUAGUGUACAAGACACAAAUGCAAAGUCCUCAGACAAAGGAGAAGCACCAGUUUCAGAAGUAACCACUGGUGAAACCCCAGGUAACAAGAAGUCUGUGAGGCAGAACUUCAGCCCCUCUCAGUUUAUAGCAGAAGAAUUUCUUCCUGUCUGCCUGGAAGAAAUGGAUUCAAAUGAAUCUGUAAACUCUGAGCUCAUGGAAAAUAACUGCAAUGAGAUAAGCAAAAACCCAAUCUGCCACGAUGAAAAGAAUCAAACUGAAGAGACAAAAACUUGCAACACAAAAAGAGCUUUGGAACAAGAUGAGGAGGAUCCUCAAAGUCCAAAGAAGGCCAAGAGGGAUGAAAACUUGGAUGCUGAGGCCUCUGCAGACCUGCAGGUGACUCUUGGUGCUGAGUCUCAAAGCCAAGCAGAAGUUCACGAAGGUGAAGAGCCUCCAAGUCUCUCAGCUAAAAGCCCUGACUGCACCCACGCCAGCACCAGCAGCUCUCUGGAUUCUGUUAAAGCUGACACAGAACUAACAAUCCAGCGGAGCAGUCGGAUGGAGUCUCAGCUUCUCAAUGACAGCAUCUGUGAGGAUAACUUACGGGAGAAAUUUCAGAGUGGUGUUAUCACAGUUGGGGAGUUUUUUACACUUCUUCAAGUCCACGUUCCAAUUCAGAAGCCCCGGCGGAGCCAUAUUCCAGCCAGUGGUGCAGUCAGUGCAGCUCCUACCCCACAAGACCUCAUGUACAACCAGUAUGUGCAUCGCCCCAAGCUGCGUAUUUAUGAAGAAGAUUGCCAGGCCCUUUCUCAGCUGAUAGAGGAGUUAAAACCAUGUGCAAAUGUCCAGGAUCAGCUCCUGGUGAAUGUGAAUAAGACUUUGUGGGAAGUAAUGAGGACCUGCUCUGAUGAAGAGCUGAAGAGCUUUGGAGCAGAAAUGAACAAAAUGAAAUCCUAUUUCACCAAGGAGAGUAAAAUCUUGGGUCACAACCAGAAGGUGACGUUAUACAGCAAAUUGCUGCAGAGUGCACAGGAACAACAUGGGAAGCUCCAGUCCAGAAUAGAGCAGGUGGAUGGGUUGCUGAAGGAGGCAGAGAGCUGUCUUGUUGCUUUGGGAGCAGAUUCUGACUGGGAUGAAGGGGAAGCGGACAAUGAUGGCAGUGAUGAAAUGGCAGAAGGGAAGAACCUACAGGAAGAACUGGAAAACCUCAAAGCCCAAGAAGAAGAACUUCAAAGAGAACUGUCAGAACUGGAGACUGAGAAUGAGCAAAUGCUGGUUGAGAUGAACCAGCUAAAGAAGAAGGAAAAAACCUUCCAGGAGAUCCUGGAGAGAUACGACUUCACUGAGUGGCAGAUUACAGAGUGGAAUGAACAACAGGCAGUCUUUAGUUUCCUUUAUGAUUCCAUUGAACUCACAGUGGUGUUUGGACCCCCAAUAGAUGGUGAUGUUUUUGGUGAAGAUCCUUCCAGAAAGAUAGUUAGCCUGAACUUUGAAUCCUUCUUGGAUGAGGAAAAAGCACCACCCUCCUCGUGUCUUGUCCAAAGACUCAUCUUCCAGUUCAUCGACAGCCGAGGCUGCUGGCAGGAGAAGUUUCCCACACUGUACUACCUGCCCCAGGCUCUUCAUGACAUCUCUUUGGUGGUGAAUCGCUGCAAGAUCUUGGGAGAGGAGAUGGACUUUCUGGAGAGAUGGGGUGGAAAGUUCAAUCUUUUGAAGACAGAAAUCAGUGACACAAAGGUGAAGCUUUUGUUCUCUGCUUCAAAAGUUUUUGCCAAGUUUGGGUUGACCUUGUCUCUAUCUGCCACCUACCCCUCUACUCCACUGCCUUUUACUGUCCAAAUCCAAGUUGGGAAUAUUGGGGAGGAGCAGAUUUCUGCAGUUGUCUCCGAGGUACCAGUUGGUUACCGCUAUCUGCGGAGAAUAGUCAGCUCCAUUCACCAGAGCUUGCUCCAGGACCCCAGAUGA
Molecule: messenger RNA, 6567 nt
Organism: Nestor notabilis (Kea)
Lineage: Eukaryota; Metazoa; Chordata; Aves; Psittaciformes; Psittacidae
Gene: KNL1
Product: cancer susceptibility candidate 5
Exons: 18
Biological process (GO): attachment of spindle microtubules to kinetochore; protein localization to kinetochore; cell division
Cellular component (GO): nucleus
Source: RefSeq, a predicted model, not a curated record